This is a messenger RNA of Ictalurus furcatus (blue catfish), 1721 nucleotides long. Its product is annotated as actin-binding Rho-activating protein-like. Gene Ontology annotation, biological process: positive regulation of Rho protein signal transduction. Gene Ontology annotation, molecular function: actin binding. The record is from RefSeq and is a predicted model, not a curated record. The transcript is spliced from 2 exons. The coding region runs from base 225 to 686 and encodes 153 amino acids. Lineage: Eukaryota; Metazoa; Chordata; Actinopteri; Siluriformes; Ictaluridae.
UUGUUGUUGUUGUUGUUGUUUGUUUUUCAUUGUUAUCAUUUGUGCUUGGUGUUGCUCGGAAUACUCGCGGGUACAACAUUUGUAAAAGAUUCUGAUGCAGCCGAUGAAAUGCAACACAUGAAUAAUGUUUGCUGUAGUUGGAUCUCCUUGGUGUCCUGUAAACGACGCAUGAAGAUGAGCACUAGCACUCCUGGUGUGUGUCAGUCCAACACAGAGACGUUAUAAUGUUCCUCAUGGAGAGAGACAGGCAGACCCCUGAAUACCAUUCAGCUUCAGUGAAAGAACUAACACAGACCUGGCAGAAAUGGUCUGAAGAUCACAAGGAUUAUCAGAAACACAAUCCAUUCACUAGUGAUGAGGUGAUGGCCUUUCGUCCUGAGUGGGGUCAGGAGGACUAUGGCCGACCUCCGGAGGGUUCUCGCACUGAGCGCAGAGGCAAGGAAGCUCACUCCCAUAUCGGCAGAGAGGUGACGGAGCUGUGCCAGAUUAUUAGAGAACUUGGGCACAGGCGAGAAGAUGGGAGAUGGGAAGUUGAGUUUGGCAGACUGUUUGAAUUUUAUGUCUCUAUUUCGAACAAGCUAGUGGGAGUGCUGCUCCGGGCACGGAAACAAGGGCUAGUGCAAUUCAAAGGGGAGAUGCUGUGGCAAGGAAAAGAUGAUCGAGUGCUUAUCUCACUGCUUCCAUAAAAAAUUCUUAACAUACAAACAAAUUAUGACGAUUAAAAUUGUAUAAAGUGCUUUUGGAUAAGGCCACUAUCCUUGGUUUUUCUUUGAGUGAGUUCCCAGUUACAACAAAGAUUCAAAUCUGCAUUGAGUGGGCUCGGCUCAGUGACACAUGCAUUAAAGGAACAGUGUGUAAUCUUUAGAGCCCACUGCUGUCUGCUCAGAAAAUUGCAACUGCAAUGAAAACAUUUACAUGAUUUCCUAUACCUCCCAGCUGCCUCUAACCCCUCUGCUAAAACUAUUCAUGCCUUGUCAGUUUCUGUUUAGGAUAAACAGGGCAGCUGUGCUUUUGCUGGGGUUGGAGUAUGAUUUCAUACUCGGUUUAAGGUAUCCCAGGUGUCGUAAGUAAUCUACACAUGAAUAUUUGCAUGGAUUAAAAAUGACAAUAUAUUCAUUUGUCCAUAGAAGAUACCAGUGUACGUUUUUCAUUAGACUACAAGCUGACGUUGCACAUUAACAUGACAAUCAUUUUGUAUGAUUUAUUAAUAAAAGUGGCAGGAUUUACAGUGCAUACGGAAAGUAUUCACAGUGCUUCACUUUUUCCACAUUUUGUUAUGUUACAGCCUUAUUCCAAAAUGGAUUAAAUUCAUUAUUUUCCUCAAAAUUCUACAAACAAUAGCCCAUAAUGACAACAUGAAAGAAGUUUGUUUGAAAUCUUUGCAAAUUUAUUAAAAAUAAAAAGCAAAAAAGCACAUGUACAUAAGUAUUCACAGCAGGUGGGCUGCAGGUGAGAUGGAAUAUACCAAAAAUAAACACUUAAAUGACUGUUUCAGACCUGCAAACAUUUACACAUUUUGUAUAGGAGCUCUGCGUUUUAACAUAUAAUACAUCAAAAGAGCAGUCUUUGUUUUCACUGCUAAUAAAAACAGCUUAUUCAACAUAUGAAUCCAGAAUAACUGAGUCGCGUAGGUGAUUUGAGAUCUCCGCUUGAAAGAUGCGCUGAAGUGGCAUCAUCGUUUUGUCUUGGUAAAUGUCAUUGUGAUUUUUUUUGUACCAUGA